AUGGGUCCCGAAGAGGAGCUCGCCAUACGCCAAGCCGUGCAAGAGGCCUCUGCAUCCUGGGUAUCUCAGCUACAGGAAGUCCUGAAGCAGGCCGUCGGCGAUGCCUUGCGCGAAGCUUUGCCGACGGAGCUGCGCAAGGCCCUGUCGCCAGAGCUGGCCACGCUGAGGGAGGAGCUGCGGAGCCACGUCUCUUUGGCUUCGCCUCCCUCGCCUUCAGGCGCACACAAAAUGGAAAACCUCCAGAACAUCACAAGCUUGCGUCGGCGCAGCUCCAUGCUUCCUUCUGCCAAGCUCAUCGCCGCCUUUCAGCCGAAGGGACACGGGCCGGGGAUGCAGAAGGUACGGACGGGAUCCGUGUCGAAUGUCGACAGCUUAGACGUGGAGCCGACUCGGUCCAUCCCGGUGAGACAUUCCCGCACAGAAUCGAUCCCCAAGGCCAAGUUGGAGAGUAUUCUUGCGGGACGUUUGAAGUCGACUGAAGACAACACGACAGAGCCUUUGCCGGCCCCACACUCGGCAAGUCCUGUGCCCGUAGAUCUCAGUCUCCAGGAAGCACCUAUUCUGGAGCAAGCCAGCGAAGACUACAUGCAGAUCGACAGAAGCGGAAGCGGACUUGAUAUGAGCGAAAGGUCUAAGGAAGAUGAGGAGGACGAGGAGGCGGAGGGGAGCGUAGACACCUUGGCGAUGGCACCAGGCCAACCCGGGACACUUCGGAAUCCGAGUAUGUCGAUCCUUCCAGAUUUCCUGGACACGCCACGGUUACGGUUGCAGGAGCAGCAAGGCACGCCACGGAAAGACUGGAGGCAGACUCUCCGAAACCUCCUGAUGCCCUUCAAGGCGCCUGCCCAGGAGCCUCCUCGCGAGGCGAGCAAGGUGAGGGGGCUUCUUCUCAAGAAGCAUGACGUGGAGGUGAAGGGAAGGCCCGGACGACGUGGUGCGGUCGUCCUGCGUGAGGCAGAUGUCGUGCGGGUUCGGCACAGACGGUUCCCUUUCUCUCAGUGGUCCUGGCCCUUCGCUGAUCCGGGGGGUCGGCCGAGACAGUACUGGGAAAUCUUCGCAUGCACCUUGCUAUUGUUGCAGCUUCUGUACCUCUGCUUCCAGGCUGGCUUCAUUACCUUGGAAGACUACCGGGCCCAAGGUCACUGGGAGCUCAAGAUGAGCUUGCUUGUUGUGGACAUCUUUUGGGUCAUCGAUCUGGGUAUCAACUUUACCACCGGCUACAGAGAUGUUACGCAUGUCCUCCACAGCAGUGCCCGCUCCAACGCCUGGCGCUACCUCCGGGGCGGCUUCGCUUUGGACCUGCUCGCCACCCUGCCCUCGCUUCUCCUGCACGUGCUGCUGGUGAUCGACCCACAGGCUUACGGCUUCUGGCCGCUCAGGAUGAUGGGCUUAUCUCCUCUGCUGCGCAGCUUCCGAAUUCGGGGGGCCUACACCUUACUCAAACGGCUGGAAGCCAACAUGAAGUCUUCGGUGGUUUCGUCCGCAUGGUGGCUCUGUCAGCUCUUCAUGCUUCCACUCGUCUUCUCGCACCUCUCCGCCUGUGCCUUAUGGUCCCUCGGCUACAGCAACUUGGAAGCUGACGCGGAGACCUCCAGCUGGAUUAAGCUGGGCCUGGAUAUCUCCAACGAGCCCGGUGCGCUGCAAGCCGUUCCUUUAGGAGAACGCUACACCACGGCCAUGUACUUUGCGAUCACGGUGAUGUCCACUGUCGGACUGGGAGACAUCAACAUGAGCCUGUCCAACGAAAGGGCCCUGCUGUGCGUCAUCAUGGCCACAACCAGCUUGGUUGUGGGUGUCGCAGUGAAUGGAGUCGCGACGAUCGUGUCCAAGCUCAGCGAGCGGACAGCAGCGAACAUGGAACAGCUGGCACAGGUCUCGAAGUUCUUGAAGGUCUACAGAGUUCCCAGGGAGCUGCAGUCACGGGUUCACGAUUAUUUACUGCAAGUCUUCGAGAAUCGGGAGCGCGAAGAGACCAAGUCCAUGCUGAUGGGCUGGCUGAAGAAGUCAGAAGUACUUCGGACGAAAGUGAACUUGGCUUUAACAGGAACUUGCUUGGUACAGCACCGCUGGUUGAAGCUACUUCCGCCUGAAGUUCUGGCAAAUGUCUGUGACCUCUGUGACACGGAGUUUCAUCCUCCACAGCAAGAGCUCAUCGCCGAGGGUGCUAUGGUGAAGAGCUGCUUCUACAUCCGAAGUGGCUUGGUGCAAACCCGCAAUCGAGUCGGGGGGCAAGCAUGGGCAGCCACCUCCAGCGAUGAUACCGAGGAGAGCGAUGAGAUCCAGAAGGAAAUCGAGGCGGCUGAUGCAGCAAGUCCCGAUGCGAGGCUGCAAGGAGGGGCCUUCAUCGGAGAGUUUCGGCUCUUCUUGGGAGUGAGCCGAAGCUUGAAGACGGUUACGUGCCUUUCCUUUUGCGAGCUCAUCUCCAUCGACGUGUCCAAGUUCGAGUCCUUGAUGAGCGAAGCGAUGCCCGAGCUCUUUGACAUACUUGUGAUCUACGCUGCAAUCGACCACGAUUGUCCCAAGGCCAUGCUCCACUGCCUGGAGCAGAACGGCAUUUCUCCGGAGAUGCCCCUGCUCUUCGGUGAGGGUGUGCUUCACCACUGCGCCAAGGUGAACGCCGCAGCUUGCGCUGAGCAUCUCAUGGAGGACCUUGACCAAGACGCAGCCCAGGCCCGGGAUCAAGAUGGCAGGACGCCAGCACAGGUGGCCGCAGCCCUAAAGCACAAGAAGACCUUCUGGGCAAUGAUCCAAGGCAGUGGGAGAACCAGCGUAACAGAUGUCGACGUGCUACCCAGAGAGGCACGAACGGCUCGUGCCAAGAACAGCCAAACGAUUGCGCUGGCACCCUCGGCAUGGACGGAUCGAGACGAGGAGCCGUACACAAUGGCAAGGGUCCAGCAGCUCUUUGCUACCUGCAACCGAAAUGGCCUCGCUGCUUCGACGGGAGAGAGCUCCAAGGACAUGGAGGAUUUGGUGGAAGAGCUGAACACCUGUCAGAGUGAUCUUCUUGUCAUGAAUGUCCGGGGCGGGAUGCAACAAACGCUGCUGCGGCGGGUGAGGUUAGUGAGGCUUCGCUUGCUGGCUGUCAUCGACGACAACGUGCAUGCAUUGGUGGAGCUUACUUCGGACGCAUGGCUGAGGGCACGGGAUCAGAAGUUAGGGAAGCUCCCCUACCGGCGCAUGCGGAAGCGCGAGACGGAGGAGGAAGCUACGAAGAACCUGAUGCAAGAGCUGGGCAUCUCGGUGUUUUUAUUCGAAGAGGAGCUCAUAGUGCCCAUCGCGAAGUCAUGCUAUGCCGAGACGAGGACGUCCAUGUCGUACCCAGGCUUGGAGACUGAAUAUGUUGUCUACGAGUCGACAUGGAAGGUCCGCGCGCAGGCCUUACACCGGACAGAGGAGAUUGGUCUACCGAACGGGCGGCCCUUCCAAAAGGAGUUCUGCACGGAUGCUUUCCGCGUGGUCACCAGGCAGCUCUUUUGGCCGGUCCUCCUCAACUUCACUCUCAACGAAAAGCAUGCUGAUGAAAGGGGUGGAGAGACCAGCUGGGCUUUGAAGGGGAUCUUUGGAAAACAGGCGCUGUCAGCACCUUCUUCACCAAUUAUGUAG
This is a messenger RNA of Symbiodinium sp. CCMP2456, 3606 nucleotides long. Lineage: Eukaryota; Dinophyceae; Suessiales; Symbiodiniaceae. The record is from the annotation of a GenBank genome assembly.